Miniopterus natalensis is the source of this 582-nucleotide messenger RNA. The record is from RefSeq and is a predicted model, not a curated record. NCBI's taxonomy places the organism in Eukaryota, Metazoa, Chordata, Mammalia, Chiroptera, Miniopteridae.
AUGGCGCUCAGCCGCUUCCUCUUGGCGCAGUGCGCCUGCUACUCCCUGGCCUUCCUGUUCAGCUUCGUGGCGGUGGUGCCGCUGUCCGAGAACGGCCGCGACUUCCGCGGCCGCUGCCUGCUCUUCACCGAGGGCAUGUGGCUCAGCGCCAACCUCACGGUGCAGGAGCGCGAGCGCUUCACGGUCUCCUUCCUCUACGCCUUCCUGAACCUGCUGGUCAGCGCCUUCAUUGUCUUCCUCAUCUUCAUCGCCAGCACCAUCGUGAGCGUGGGCUUCACCAUGUGGUGCGACGCUGUCACUGAGAAGGGCACUGUGCCCCACAGCUGCGAAGAGCUCCAGGACAUCGACUUGGAGCUGAACGUGGACAACUCUGCCUUCUACGAUCAAUUUGCCGUCGCCCAGUUCGGCCUCUGGGCCUCGUGGCUGGCCUGGCUGGCCAUCACCGUGCUGGCCUUCCUCAAAGUCUACCACAACUACCGCCAGGAGGACCUGCUGGACAGCCUGGUCCACGAGAAGGAGCUGCUGCUGGCGCGCCCGGGCCCCCGCGCCUCCGUCCAGGAGGAAAAGAGCGCGGUCAUCUAG